Acaulospora colombiana is the source of this 2152-nucleotide messenger RNA. The record is from the annotation of a GenBank genome assembly. Lineage: Eukaryota; Fungi; Glomeromycota; Glomeromycetes; Diversisporales; Acaulosporaceae.
GCACAGUCGUUCCUCUACACCCUCAUCAGUAACUUCCCCGCUGGCUAUUGCUGUUCCUAUCAACGCUACCACGCCUGAAGCUAUAGAUCGUGCCGCUCUUCUUGCAGCGGUAGAAGAUAGCACGCAGACUAUCCCGACUACAAUGGGCCCAAUAUCCACUACAGGACACGCUCGACGACUUUCCAUUGCCCAACCCAUCUUGAGUCCAACUGUUGCGGUUGCCCCUGGUCCCAGCCACGGAAGAGCAGCCUCUGUCGCUCCCUCAGCUGCAAAGGCGGCUCCAUCUUCGAUCAAAGAUUUCGAUAUCAUUAAGCCUAUUAGCAAAGGUGCAUUCGGAUCAGUAUUCCUCGCCAAGAAGAAAACGACAGGAGACUAUUUCGCAAUCAAGGUACUCAAGAAAGCCGACAUGAUCGCAAAGAAUCAAAUCACUAAUGUCAAGGCUGAACGGAUGAUCCUCAUGAAGCAAGCCGAGUCUCCCUUCGUGGUUAAAUUAUACUUUACAUUUCAAAGCAAGGAUAAUCUUUAUCUCGUUAUGGAAUAUCUGAAUGGAGGUGACUGUGCGGCAUUGAUCAAGACUCUAGGAUCAUUGCCCGAGGAGUGGGCAAGAAAUUAUGUGGCCGAAGUUGUCUUAGGCUUGGAGUUCUUGCAUGAGAGGGGUAUCGUCCAUCGUGAUCUGAAGCCUGAUAAUCUGCUCAUUGAUCAACAUGGUCACCUUAAGUUGACCGACUUUGGUUUGAGCCGUAUCGGUCUUCUUGGGCGUCAGACGCGGGAAUCUCGCCGGCUCCCAGAGAGGCUCCUCGGAGGAAGCAAGGCUAAUCGGAAUCGAAGGAGCCCAGGAUCUCGUCCUACUUCUUUUGAUUCUGGCUAUCUCCAAUCGCCCUUGCUCUCAGCUAAAAUUGAGGACACUGGAUCUUACUUCAAUCCUCGUAUGGCAGUGGCGGCACAAUUACAAGAUGAUGUGAGCGAAUCUAGUGGCUCAGAAGGCGUGGCACAUUUGAUGGGACGUCGAGGGAAGUUGGCGCAUGCCGAGAGCCCGUUGCAAUCGUUCGCAUCAGAAUUAACCACUGAGCUACGAUCGCAACACGGACAAUCUGGAUCCAAUGCAGCACCUCAUUCCGGCAAUACUCCACCAGGUCCUCCCGAGCCAAAAUUCGUUGGCACUCCAGACUAUCUAGCACCCGAAACAAUUUUAGGUCUUUCUGAAGAUGACCGUUGUGUUGAUUGGUGGGCCCUUGGUGUGAUUACAUAUGAAUUCCUCUAUGGAAUACCGCCGUUCCACGCGGAAACUCCAGACAAGGUCUUUGAAAAUAUCUUAUCAAUGCGUAUUGACUGGCAUGAGGAAUGGAUCGAGUUCUCAACGGAGGCGCGCAAUUUUAUGGAGAGACUCUUGAUUUAUGAUCCCAGCAAACGACUUGGAAUCAACGGUGCUAAGGAAGUGAAAGCACACCCCUUCUUUGCGGAAAUUGAAUGGGACAAGGUCAUGCAAUCGGAACCUCAGUUUGUGCCUCAGGUUACAGACCCCGAAUCGACAGAUUACUUCGAUCCAAGAGGUGCAAUCCCUCAGCUAUUCCAAGAUGAUGAGCCCAUCGCCAUCAACAGGCCGCCUUCUGAAAAUAGCACUGUGAACGAAUCUCCGAGCAAAGCUCAAGGCACCUCUGCUGCUCGUGGACUUCUCCGAGACGCAGUGGCUGCUCCAGCAGCAGAUGAUUUUGGCACGUUCAACUUCAAGAAUCUUCCAGUUUUGAAGCAAGCCAACGACGAAGUCAUCAAGAAGCUCAAAUCGGAGCAAUUGGCCGCAGUAACGCAUGCGUUGGGAGACGCUGCUGCUGCCCACCAUCGAAGGCGUAGCAUAUCCCGGAGGAUCAACAAGCCGACGGCCGUCCUCACCAACUUCGAACCUAAGUUGAACCAGGGGGAAGAAGCGAGGAGAAACUCUAUGCCUAGUAGGCUGAGGACAGCUUCAGUUUCUAGCUCUGAUCAAGAUCCCUCCUUCUCUACUGCCGAGAGUUGGUCUCAGUCUGUUGGCACAUCAAUGACUUCGGCUAGCCCUGCCCCUCAAGAGCAGAAGAAGGCCCAAGAUACGGAUCGUGCAGUUGUCUGCUUGAUCGCAGAAGAUAACCCUAUCUCUGCUAAGAUUUUAGAGACUCUACUG